AUGAUGCUGUUCUUCUUUUUGAGUGCUUUUCUGUUACAUGCCGUCAACGGACAACAAGAACAAAAUAAUUCUACCACAUUACAAAAAUUUAGAAGAUGUUUUGUCAAUGAAGAAUUCAGCGAAUGUGCUUCACCAUGUGAGCCAACAUGCAAAAAUCCUACUCCGGGAGUUUGUUCGCUGCAGUGUGUCGCUGGAUGUCAAUGCAAAACAGGUUUUCUAAGGAAUGAACUUGGCGCUUGUGUGAAUAAAUGCAAUAAUCAGACGUCAAAACCUAUAUGUGGUGCUAAUGAAGAGUUCAAUGAGUGUGGUUCAGCAUGUGAGCCAACGUGUCGGGAACCCAGACCGAUAGUAUGCACAUUACAAUGCGUGAUUGGAUGCCAAUGCAAGAGCGGAUUCUUCAGAGAUGACAGAAAUGAGUGCGUUGCCGAGUGCGACAAUGCUUCAUCCAACAUUUGUGCAGUGAAUGAAGAAUUUAAACAGUGUGGUACAGCAUGUGAACCAAGCUGUGAAAAUCCCAAACCGUCAGUCUGUUCUGCUCAAUGUGUCGUUAAUGUUUGCCAGUGCAAAUCCGGCUUUUUACGUAAUUCGAAGGAACAGUGCGUCGAGCACUGUGAAGAAGAUCCUUGUCCAGUGACUGAGGAAAGGAAAGUUUGUGGUACAGCAUGUGAACCCACAUGUUCUAACCCAAAACCGAAAUGUACAAAACAGUGCAUAAACGACGUUUGUCAAUGUCGUCAAGGUUUCAUUCGUAACUCGAAGAAUCAGUGCAUUCCGACGAGCGCCUGCCCUCCAUCUGAACUACCUUGCGGCAGAAAUGAAGAGAGAAAAAAGUGCGGGACUGCCUGUGAACCCACGUGUACAAAUCCGAAUCCACGUUGUACAAAACAGUGCAUAAACGACGUUUGUCAAUGUCGUCAAGGUUUCCUUCGUAACUCGGAGAAUCAGUGCAUUCCAGCGAGCGAAUGUCCUCUGUCCGAAACAACAACUACACUCUCAACCAGCUGUGAUGAUUUUGAAUGUCCAGAAGGAACUGUUUGCACUACGGUGGAAGAGAGCUGUUCGGAACCACCUUGCCCGGCACCCCUGCCGAGAUGCGUUAGAUCUCAGAUCCCACCAAUGAUGUGCGGGCCACACGAAUCUUGGACAAACUGCUCCGGAUGCGAGCCAACAUGUAGUAAUAUGAAUCCAGUUUGCGGCUUCUCUUGCGGUAGACCACGAUGUAUCUGCGAGGAAGGAUUCUUCCGAUCUGAUUUAGGAUCAUGCGUUACAAUUAAAGAAUGCCAACGUUAA
Necator americanus (New World hookworm) is the source of this 1290-nucleotide messenger RNA. RefSeq lists its product as uncharacterized. The coding region runs from base 1 to 1290 and encodes 429 amino acids. Lineage: Eukaryota; Metazoa; Nematoda; Chromadorea; Rhabditida; Ancylostomatidae. The transcript has 14 exons. The record is from RefSeq and is a predicted model, not a curated record.